CUUUCAGAGAGUCUCGCUCUUUUCUCGGGAAGGAUUUACGUCGCGUGGCCACUCACCAGCGUUCACUAAACGCGGACCGCCGCUGAAGUAGGCAAUAUCUGUUCGUGGGAUUUCCUGUCAGAAGUUCACGAUUGUUUGUGGGCGCGGAGUGAGCAAUGGUCCCACAAAGUUCUGUGGUCUCAUAGAACUCUAUAGUUACACGUGACACGUUCGACAAAGGAACAUUAAAUAUUGGUAAAAGAAUUUUUUUUCUUGAUAUGUUUGUUUCGUGUGCUUUGAACUACCUGCUUUUCCUGAGGUUGCUUUUGCAUCUGGACACAGUCUGACCAUCAGCAUCACAUGUGCUUUGAGAACAAACUUUUUUCAAGUUCCUGGCUGAUACUGAGAAACGUUUGACUGAAAAGUGAGACAUUAGUUCACGAGCAAUAAAUUUGUGCACGGCCUGUGGAAGAGUGGAAGAGAUUGGAUUGGUAAAACAAACUGAUUUGCAGUCGGGGGAGAAACGGCUACAGCAGACAAGCUCUUGUAACCUAACUUGAGAAUCCAGCGUUUCAGAUGUGGUUCUUGGCUCAGCUUGCACCAAAGCAUUCGUCUUCUGUAUCAACAACAGGCAUAGAGGAUACCAGUCUGUCUCCCUGGCGAGUGAUUUUGCUGCCCGUUCUUCAACGAGAAGAUGGAAAUCCCGCCUUGCUGAAGAUGGCUUGUUUUGCAAACGUUGACUUAUUAUUGACGUCAGCUAGCGCCUCAGUCCAGUUAUAGUGAAAGGAUCAAAGAAACAGGAAGACUCGCUGAAGUGGGAAACACAUCUGCUGUAGUGAGAAAACAAGAAUCACCAUGGACAAUUCGAGUGCGCACCCCAACGGGACGGUGGUGUUCCUUGACAUCUUCGAAGUAUACAGCAAUCACUCAGCGUCAGGGACUAUCGACAGAGUCGUCACGCCAAUAUUUUACGUCAUAGGCCUGCCUGCAAAUCCUCUCAGCGCCUACAUUUGGUUGAAUCGAAAAACCCGUGCUAACAACUCCUCAGCCAUCUAUCUCGGUGCGCUGUCUAUUUCCCACGUCGUGUUCCUGUUGCUUCAUAUUUUGCAAGAGCUCCGAUAUGCAUGGAAUAUAAGUACUUACGAGGGCUACGUCUCCUGUGAGAUUUUCAACAUGGUCUUUUGUAUUCCUCAGUAUCUAGCACCUCUGCUUGUACUGGGCUUUACAGUAGAGAGGUACAUAGCUAUCUGUCACCCGUUCGCAAAAGAGCGCUACUGUACAGUGCGCCGAGCUGUCGUUGUAGUGAUUAGUUUGUUAGUUUUCUGUAUCAUUAUCAGCACCUUUCAAGCUUACUUCUGGACAUAUGACGCUCAAGUGCAGUUGUGCAACCACCGAAAAGAACUACACGAAGGAAACUUUGUGGAACUUUGGACAUGGUUCACAGAACUGCUUCUCUUUGGAGUGGCGCCGCUCGCUGCUUUGGUCUUCAACGUACUCGUUAUCCGUGAGAUUCGAAACCUCACUUCAGGAGGUCCAGCACACACAGGAGCUGGUGGAGGUGGGAGUCAAGCAUCUACAGUGACUUUGUUAAGCGUUUCUUUCUAUCUUAUAUGCACUUGGCUUCCUUACACCAUAGUCUACUCGAUGUCCAAGCAGUUCCCCAUCGGAGACCUCACUUUGAAGCCAGAAGAUAUAGAACACGACCCGACUUGGCAGAGACACUUGUUGUAUCAGACUAUCCGUUGCAUCAUGACAGAAAUCACGUUGUCUAACUCAGCGUGUUAUUUUUUCAUCUACUACACAACGGGGAAACACUUCAGGCAACGAGUGCACGAGCUUCUAUGCCCGAAACGUUGCCUCAAAACCGAGAGUCGAAACCACGGAGCCAAGCAAUACAUGGCUGUGUCUAAGUCUGGCAACUACAAUGGGACGCUGUCGACUUGCGUGUGAUUCUUAGAUCCCCAAGCAUAAUCUCAACGUGGCUGUCUCCGCUGCCAUUAAGUCGGGUCUCAUAAACUAAGCUCUGGGCUUUACUCUUUGACCAAGACCGUCAGUGCCAAAUAAUAUCGGAGAUGUCUCUCCAAUAGAGACGAAUGUGAAUCAUCAAACAUGAACAUACCUUCUUGACUUUCCGCUGCCUGCCUUGGAUAUACAACAUCAUGGUGUUCAUUUCUGUACGAUCAUUGGGCAAAACAGACUGAGACCCUUCUGUCAAAAGACAGCGGGCUUCAAGGAAUCUUGCACUAAGCCAGCUCAUAUAAUAUGUACAUAAAGCACAACCCAACUCCGUGGGAAAACGUGCGUAUGAAUAUAGAACGAUGAAUCCGUGCGUGCUCCUCAGUUCUGCAGUGGACUUUAGCCAGAAACCUCGAAAUAAGACUACCGUCUGGUCUCAUUAUUGAGAGUUCCUCUUCUCCUGGUCACAGUAUUGAACUGUUGUCCUUGUACUUCCUCUGAAAACGUAAAAGGAACAGAGAAGGAAACAUAACACUUAUAGCAGAGACUGGAACCGUAAUAUUUUUGUCAGCAGUUAAUGUGGAUCCCAUUGAUGUAGACAGCAAUAUGGAAAUCAAUAAUACUGCGCACUCGGCUCAAAAUUAUGGAAUUUGAGUUGUAGGCAUUUUUAGUUUCCUCAGACCCUCCUACAACUAUUUCAUCGCAUAAGAACCCCCAAAAACCGUAUGUUUUCCCAUACCGGGUAUGUUUAUUACCACUAUUUCAUCAUAAAGUCAAUAUUUUAUUCUUCUUUAUCGGCCGUUUUCUGGAAACGGGACUUUUCUUUAUACUUUUUUCGAAUAACUCCACCAUUUUUUGUCCAAUCUUCAUGAAAUGUUCACAG
Messenger RNA from Aplysia californica (California sea hare), 2818 nucleotides. RefSeq names its product ovarian cancer G-protein coupled receptor 1. Bases 835 to 1929 code for a protein of 364 amino acids. Gene Ontology annotation, molecular function: G protein-coupled receptor activity. Gene Ontology annotation, biological process: G protein-coupled receptor signaling pathway. NCBI's taxonomy places the organism in Eukaryota, Metazoa, Mollusca, Gastropoda, Aplysiida, Aplysiidae. The transcript has 7 exons. The record is from RefSeq and is a predicted model, not a curated record. Gene Ontology annotation, cellular component: plasma membrane.